Molecule: messenger RNA, 1828 nt
Organism: Nerophis lumbriciformis (worm pipefish)
Lineage: Eukaryota; Metazoa; Chordata; Actinopteri; Syngnathiformes; Syngnathidae
Source: RefSeq, a predicted model, not a curated record
AAAGACGGCGAGGACAAAGCAAGAUGGCGUCUGACGGUGAAGACGUUAUUGCAGUCGUCACAGUUCAGUGUUCUUAAUCUGUGCGUCCAUGUACACAUAUAUGUCCUUUAUUACACUCUAGUAAAUAGAGUAAACAUCGUUAAUAACUGUUUGCAUCCGGUUAUAUUAGUCUGAGCGCACUUUGACGCUUCUCGAGCUAGCUUAGCUUGCUAGUUAGCUUAGCGUGUUAGCUGCUAACAAAGAGAGGCGGAAGUGAUGAAAACACAUCGCUAAGCAGAGAUCAAGUGUGAGUGUAAAGUGUUGUGAUUGUGUGAAAAUGUGCGAAAGAACGAUAGCAGAGUACGAGGAGGAACUUUGUCCAACAAAAGAGGAGAAGGAGCGACAACAUGAAAAACAUCAAGUUGUGUUACACAGAACAGACGUCUGGGAAGAACAUCUUCACCCUGAGCAACAGAAGUGGAGCUUCAGGAUGGAGCCACAGCCCUCCCACAUUAAAAAGGAAGAGAAACACCCACUGAUCCCCCAUUUUAAAGAGGAAGAGGAUGACCCACUGAACACUUACAUCAAAGAGGAAGAGGAGGACCAACUGAUCUCCCAUUUUAAAAAGGAAAAGGAGGACCCACUGACACCCCAUUUUAAAGAGGAAGAGGAGGACCCACUGACACCCCAUUUUAAAAAGGAAGCGAUGGAUCCACUGACCCCUCACAUUAAGGAGGAAGAGGAGGACCCACUGACCCCUCACAUUAAAGAGGAAGAGGAGGAACACAGCAUCAGUCAGCAGGGAGAGCAUCUUGAAGGACUGGAGGAGGUUGAUGUCACCAAGAUGCCAGUGACUGGUGUCCCUGUGAAGAGUGAAGGUGAUGAGGUCAAAGGUGAGAGUGAGGAGAAGAGAGAGGCGGAGCCUCCAAGCAGCAGCUCAACUCAACACAUGACAACAGAAGCUGAUGGAGACCACUGUGGAGGAUCACAAGCAGACAAGCUCUUAGCUCCACUAUCAGAUAGUGAGGACACAACGUCACACUCUCCUGACACUGAUGAUGAAGACUCUAAAGAUGAUAAGACAUGUCACACUGACAACACACACUUCACAUGUUCUCUCUGUGACAAAACUUUUAAAUCUAGUAAUUUGAAAAGACACAUGAGAACACACACUGGAGAAAAACUUUUUUCAUGUUCAAUCUGCGGUAAAGAUUUUAAUCAAAGGGGCCAUUUGAAAAUACACAUGAGAACACACACUGGAGAAAAACCUUUUACCUGCUCAGAAUGUGGUAAAAGUUUUGCAGUAAGUCAAAGUUUCAAAGCACACAUGAGAACACACACUGGAGAAAAACCUUUUUCAUGUUCAAUCUGUGGUAAAGAUUUUAAUCAAAGGGAUCCUUUGAAAAUACACAUGAGAACACACACUGGAGAAAAACCUUUUUCCUGCUCAGAAUGUGGUAAAAGUUUUGGAACAAAUUAUAAUUUAAAAGUACACAUGAGAUCACACACUGGAGAAAAACCUUUUUCAUGUUCAAUCUGCGGUAAAGAUUUUACUCAAAAGCAGCAUUUCAAAGCACACAUGAGAAUACACCCUGGAGGAAAACCUUUUUCAUGUUCAAUCUGUGGUAAAGAUUUUAAUCAAAGGGAUCAUUUGAAAAGACACAUGAGAACACACACUGGAGAAAAACCUUUUUCCUGCUCAGAAUGUGGUGAAAGUUUUGGAACAAAUUAUAAUUUAAAAGUACACAUGAGAACACACACUGGAGAAAAACCUUUUUCAUGUUCAAUCUGCGGUAAAGAUUUUACUCAAAAGCAGCAUUUCAAAGCACACAUGAGAAUACAAGAUUGA